AUGCCAUGUCUCACCCACAUUUUGCAGCCAUUUCUACCCCAUACUUCACCUUCCUCCUACCCCAAACCAUCCCUCUCCAACUAUAUGCCCUCGUACAAUGACUCGCUCCAUGAGUCGCUCCUGGCCCUCUACGAAUACCUGGGCCAUCUCCGGCUCUCGCUCGAAUUGGUCCGAAAACUAGCCAAACACUUGAGAUUCGAUACAUAUGUAGAUAACGAGAUUCCAGCGUCAGACUCGGCUCUGGCACCGACGAAAAGACUCCUGAUUGCGGGGACAAACCUCCUCAUAGACAUUGAUUUUGCCGGCGACCAUAAAGUCACGGCGGUGGCGCUUUCAAUGGGGACCCAGAGUGCUCAGGCUACCGACACCAUUGAAGAGCCUCCAUCCACAGAAAUCGACGCUGCUCAGUUCGUCAAGAGCUCCACUGUAAUCGAUGAUGUCACCACCAUCUGCUUGGACUUUUCUGGUGCUUCCGCGCCAUCGUUGUUGGGCUCCAAUGGAUGCCGCAUUGCAGAGAGAAUCCUUCUUCAAAGUCUCUCUGGAGAGUACUUGGGCACGUUCCCUCAAAACCUCCGCUAUUUAUCCCAUUUAGACCAGGAACUGUUUCCAAGCGGCAAAGAGGCUUCAGACUUAGAUAUGUAUGCAUGGUUUCUAGCUGCUGUGCACCUCCAGGAGAGUACUUUGGCGCCUGAGACGGCGGUGGCUGAGGGCUGGACGUCCCGCUUUGGAAAAGUGGUCUUUAACAAUGCAGCUGCUGGUCAGAUCGGCGUCUUUCUUCGCUUUUACAAGCUGUCGCGGGGCUUUUCCCUUCCUGGCGUGGAACAUAAGGUUCACCAUGCUAUCCUUUGUCUCGAAAACCAGACCUCUUCUGUAGAAGACUACCUUAAAACAGCCAAAAAUGAGUCUUGGCAACUAUAUGACUCUAAUUGCAUGCCCAAGUUGUACAAUUUCGACUUCGAUUUGCCGCUGCCGUCGCUCUCCACAACAAACCGGGGACUUAUUCUUCGCUUGGACGAGCCGGUUUAUCUCUCCGAGCAGGUGCUUGAAUACCUAGAUUUACAAUAUUUGGCUGCUCUGCAUGUGUCUUGUGGAGAAGCCUUGACGGAGCUAUGUAGGUCUGGAUCCGUCUUAUAUGAGAACGAAUCCGAGGGUUCGGAGCUUCCAGACAUCACUUUCUCUUUUGAUGAUGCAUCAUCGCUAAUACCAAUACAGUCUGUAUUGCUCCCCUCGUUGAAACACCUCACCAAGCUCAUUCCGGUCAUUCGCAACUUCAUUUUGUUUCGCGAGUUGCUAGAAAGUGUCGGCGGAUCUUCACAUUACAAGGUGAAAUCCUGCUCUGACCUUCAUUUAUCAGAUGCUAGCAAGAAAAUCAGAGAUAGACUCAAGUUGUCCAAGGAAGUUCCAAGCGAAGAACUCUUGGGUUUGAGCACCUUCUCCACUGAUUAUUUGAACGCUCCCAUUCUUGAGAGCACCACGAGCUUGCAAGACUUUGUAAAAGAAGAGAGUCCGCACGGGUCCGACACCAUGAUGAAGGCAGAUUCUACCUCUAGUGACGCAGUUGAUUCUGGAGGUGAUUUAAAAUCAAGUUUGAGAAUCACGGUGGAAAAUACAUGGUACGAGUCUCCCAACACUGACUUAGUGUUGAAAUUGAGCGGACAGGUCUCUCGCCGCUCAGUUCAAAAGACAUUGAGAAUCUCCAACGGUGAGCUCAAGCAAGAGGAGAGCGCUUCGGCUGUCAAGGCUGAAGCGGAGGAUCAAAUGGAGGUCGACCAGGAAGAAGAUGUGGUAGUGAAUUUCUGCAAGGCGCUUGCCAUCACCGGCGAUGUCAUUCUCUCGUUACAAGCAAUCUAG
Messenger RNA from Australozyma saopauloensis, 1851 nucleotides. RefSeq names its product Med1p (gene MED1). The record is from RefSeq and is a predicted model, not a curated record. Bases 1 to 1851 code for a protein of 616 amino acids. Gene Ontology annotation, cellular component: mediator complex. Gene Ontology annotation, molecular function: transcription coregulator activity. NCBI's taxonomy places the organism in Eukaryota, Fungi, Ascomycota, Pichiomycetes, Serinales, Metschnikowiaceae. The transcript has a single exon. Gene Ontology annotation, biological process: regulation of transcription by RNA polymerase II.